AUGGCCCCUCACGACUCUGUAAACCGUUGGGUCGAAUCGACCAGAUCGGCGGCGGGAAGCGGGCCAGGAGAAGACGAGCCGGUCGAAAGGAUCCCCAGCCCAGAUCUCUCGGAAGACGAUGACGACGAAGUCCGCCCGAAAGACCUGCCCGUCAACGCAGAAUACUUUAGACUGUUAGAGAACGCAAAGAUGUUCGAAAGCCACGAUGGACCCGCCCCUGAACAUAGUUUCUUGUACGAGUCGUUCAAGCGCGAGGUGUUGUUAGAUGCAUUGCCAGAAGAUGAAGCCCUGGAAAAAGCUCUGAUAGAACUAAGAACGCUGGUCAUAGUCCGCAUCGACGAGAGUUGGGUGAAACGGAGUCUAUGGGCCGGUUUGUACAUCAUCAUACGAGACUUUCUGAACCCCGAUUAUCCUAAAGACAGGCAUUACGUGGUUCAAGAAGACGUGUGGGAUCGCGUCCCCAAGCACCUCAGGGGGAUGGUCGACCUCUCCCGUCCUCACCCCGACACGGUCAUCAGUAUCUACCCUUGCAACCCUAAAGCUCUGCGUCUGCACGAAACCCAAAAGCCUCCCACGGAUGGGAAAGCCGGAAGCGCAGUGGAAGACGUCGAAGAACCCUGUCACCCGUUAUCGAACGUGGCGAUGUACCGUAUCCUCGCGGACCCUGCUACCAAAGAGAGAGCGCCCGUCAAGAGCACGAGCGUCCAUCCCAACUUUUUCAUGGCCCAUGAUUUGAUGGUCUUGGAGGUAGAGAUCGGGAGUACCCCGUGGCCCGCCGUCGACGAGGACAGAUCGCCGGAGGUGCAGAUGCAAGACGCCCGUGCCCGAGCGUGUAACGCCAUGUACUUUCAACUUGGGGCCAUCGCUCAGCUUCGGAUGGACGUUCCACUGCCGGCGGAUAAAGACAAAGAAGGGAGGUUAGACCGGUUCAUCUUGGCCAUGACGGUCUGCGGGGACAUUUGGACUGUCGAAUACGCCUAUCGAGCGAGGGUUGAGGAUCCUACCACAACUUAUUGCACGAUUACCUCCGGCAACUACGCUACCUCCCCCAAACUCUUCCUCUCCGCGAUAAAACGAGUCAUACACAUCAACAUGAUGAACACCUUUCCGGAGAAGGCAGCACGGAUCCAAGUCCUCCUCGAUCAAGCCAAACCUCUCCCUCGGAACACUAAGAUCGAUGUCCACGAUCAUGAUUAUCGGUACCGUCCUUUCAUCUGGAUCCGAGGGUAUGCUUACAAGCUGGGAGCUGAGAGACGGGCGAAGAGGGAGGACAGGGUGGCUAGACGUGCGCGAUGGGAGAGGGAGAAGGAAGCUGCUAAUGGAAAAUUCGAUAAACAUGCACUUCCGAGCGUGAUGUCCCGGGAAGAAGCCCGAGAGUAUGAGAAGUACUUGGAGGAAUUGGGAUCGGAUUAUACCGGCUACGACUCGAACGAUCGAGCCGGGCUUUAUCUUGAAGAGCGGUUGACCCCUGGACAUCGAAUGUACGUGGGAAAGAGGUGA
Molecule: messenger RNA, 1500 nt
Organism: Filobasidium floriforme
Lineage: Eukaryota; Fungi; Basidiomycota; Tremellomycetes; Filobasidiales; Filobasidiaceae
Exons: 6
Coding region: 1-1500 (499 amino acids)
Source: RefSeq, a predicted model, not a curated record